AUGGGAAAUCUGUGCUCGAAAUCAGCCAACAAACCUGACAACUUUUCCACUCCUGGCCGUACGGUUGGAGCGAGCACGCAACCGAAACAAACUACAGCUCCCGUCCCGCAGAAAAUCACAAGCAGCACUCCUGGUCGACCUCUUGGUGGUGGAGAUGGAGCCUCGAGCGCCGAUGAUGCCAGAAGUGCUGCUGCUAGAGCAGCAGAGGAGCGCGCCGCGAGGGCCAGCAAGACGGGUGGGAAACUUUCCACCCAAUUGUCAGCGCAGAAAAAGCAGACCCAGAACCAACUGCUGAACUCGGGCUCCGAGGCUGAGCGUAGAGCGCGAGACGCCGACCAGGGCGCAGAAGCUCGAAAUUGGAACUAG
Molecule: messenger RNA, 366 nt
Organism: Fonsecaea nubica
Lineage: Eukaryota; Fungi; Ascomycota; Eurotiomycetes; Chaetothyriales; Herpotrichiellaceae
Exons: 2
Coding region: 1-366 (121 amino acids)
Source: RefSeq, a predicted model, not a curated record